Molecule: messenger RNA, 11594 nt
Organism: Bolinopsis microptera
Lineage: Eukaryota; Metazoa; Ctenophora; Tentaculata; Lobata; Bolinopsidae
Product: centromere-associated protein E-like
Source: RefSeq, a predicted model, not a curated record
UAACUGAUCAAUUUCCAUCAGCUGCCCUAUAAAAAUAAGCCAAGAGUUCGAAAUGUAUGGGUGUGGUGUUUUGGAUACUUGCUGUUAUCCACUGAACGAACCAGUACCAGAGUUUAAACACCGAAUUCCUAGCAAGAAUGCUGUUUGUAGCACUGACGGUUAGUUCGUUAAGUGGUACUGGUAGUUAAUUAAUUUUAGUACACCAAAUCCAAGAUUAAAUUAUGAUGUUACAAAAGUUAUGAAAUUGGUAACGCUCGGUUCCAGGCAAGUGCAUUGGGUACGGACCAGAUGGUUUUGACAUAUGGGGUCUGAAUGAUCUAAAGGAUCAAAAAGAAUCUCUGACUCCGAAAGAUGUGUACUGCUACGAAAACUGCAUGUCCGUCAUUGGCUCUAGUUUUGACGGCCUUGAAAUCGAAGAGCUCUCCAGCCUCAAUUGGCGUAAGUAAUAAUAAAUGUUAUAAUUUUUGUUUGACAGCCUAGUUUAAUUUUUUAAUUGAAUCAAAUUAAACUCAUAAACUUCUUCCUUUAAACAUCAGCACCAUCAAUCAAAUUCAAACCCGAAUUUAUAAAACAUAUUUCCAGCAUCAUGCUCAAAAGAAAACGUCCACUUAUGCUCAGCAACUACUGAAGAAGUAUGCCUCUUUCUCGACAUAAGCUCCAAAGCAGACAUGACUGUCCCAACAUCAGAAGGACUCAUCAUUCAGCCGGGUGACAUGGACAUCAGAGCCUUUUACUGCGGCAAAUUAGACGAUGAUAUCAAACCAGAAAACAAGUGCAAAAGUGUCAAGGAACAGUUUACCAGUCUGUCUGAUACACUCUACGCUGUUUCCACGAUUGAGUUAAAAAAUAUCCAAACAGAUUGUGGCAAGUUGGAUAUGUGUGUAGAGAAUUGUGUGUAUGAAGAACACAGACCGAAGAAAAAAGAACUGGCAUGGUGGGGGAUAUUGUUGAUAGUUAUUCUGAUAAUUAGUUUUGUAGCAGUCAUUAGUUUUCUGUUGUACUGCAUAUUUUUUAGAAAAAGUGCAGUUUAUCCUAAAGACGAAGAAGCUGGAAUUUUCUUCGAACACCUCACAGUUAUACGACUUAGAGAGAUUGAAAGAUACCUUGAUGACGCCAUCGCCUCCAAAGAUAUGGCAGAUCUAAAGUUGACAGUUGAUAUCGUCCAGCAGGAAGGUUUCCAAGAUGAUGUUAGACAAAAGUACGAUACAGCUGUCAGGCUACUAUGGGACUUGAUGGCAAGGGAUGCAGAAGUAAAACUGAAAGAGCUUGAAGAAGAAGAAAGACAGGCAGAAGAAACAAAGAAAGCUCUGCAGGAGGCAGAAAAGGAUAUUUUGAUACGACUAAGGGCAAAAGAGGAGGUGGCUCUGAGAAGGGCUAUUAAGACUCGAGACGAAACUAAAGAUAAGUGGGCGAAGAUGUGGCCCAAGUUAAAAGUACUAAGAUCUAUGAACGGGAUAAAUUCACAGUUGGUAGAAACAGUAAUGGUAGAGGCUAGAACAGUAAAAGAGGAGAAAGAGAAGCAGAGCAGAUUUGAGGAGGAUCAGGCUAAAGAAGCAGCUUAUUGUAAACAGCUUUUAAAAGAAAGUAUAGCUUCUGAUGACGACGGAAAGUUGGAAAGAGCAAUGCAAACGACUGAUUGGAUAAUAUUUCAGAACCCAAUUAUGGAUACUGACGAGGAGUUGAGAGAUCUUCGCAAGAAAGCAAGAGACGAACUUGAAAUGAUUCGAAAUGAUACUAUUCCUUUUAUUAUUCCUCUUCUUCGAAGAGAAAAGGAGACAGAAAAAAAACGAGGAGAGGAAGAGAUAGCAGAUGCAAAUAAAAAAGAGGAGGUGGAAUCAGCGGAGGCACAACGAAAUGAAAUAGAUGGCCGAGAAAGUGAGGCAGAAGAAAAGAUACAAGAGGAAGAAAUGAUAGCAGAGAUGAAUAAAAAAGAGGAGGAAUUGAAAGAGUCACAACGAUAUGAGACAAUCCAAAGAGAAGAGGAGGCAGAAGAAAAGAGACGAGAGGAAGAAAUAAUAGCAGAGGCAAACCGAAAAGAGAAGGAGGAAUUGGCAGAGACACUACAACAAGAGACAAUCCAAAGAGAAAGGGAGGCACAAGAAAAGAGAAAAGAGGAAGAGAAAAUAGUAGAGGCAAACCGAAAAGAGAAAGAGGAAUUGGCAGAGGCGCAACAGCAUGAGGCAAUCCAAAGAGAAAAGGAGGCAGAAGAAAAUAGACAAGAGGAAGAAAGAAUAGCAGAGGCAAACCGAAAAGAGAAGGAGGAAUUGGCAGAGACACUACAACAAGAGACAAUCCAAAGAGAAAGGGAGGCAGAAGAAAAGAGAAAAGAGGAAGAGAAAAUAGCAGAGGCAAACCGAAAAGAGAAGGAGGAAUUGGCAGAGGCGCAACAGCAUGAGGCAAUCCAAAGAGAAAAGGAGGCAGACGAAAAUAGGCAAGCGGAAGAGAGAAUAGCAGACGCAAAACGAAAAGAGGAGGAGGAAUUGGCUGAGGCACAACGACUUGAGACAAUCCAAAGAGAACGGGAGGCAGAAGAACAGAGACAAGAGGAAGAGAAAAUAGCAGAGGCAAAUAAAAAAGAAGAGGAGGAGAGAAUAGCAGAGGAAAAUAGAGAAGAGGGAGAAAGAUUAGAAGAGGCACUACGACAUGAGACUAUCCAACGAGAAAAGGAGGCAGAAGAAAAGAAACAAGAGGAAGAGAGAUUACCCGAGGCAAAACCGGAUGAAAAGCCAAAAGAAGAAGAGAGAAUAUUUAAAAAGGCAAAUGGAAAAGAAGAGGAGAGAUUGCCAGAUUUAAAACGAAUUGAGGAAAUCCAAAGGAAAAAGGAGGCAGAAGAAAAGAAAGAAGAAGAGAGAAUAACAGAGGCAAAAAGAAAAGAGGAGGAGAGAUUGGCAGAAUCUCAACGACUCGAAGAAAUCCAGAGGGAAAAGGAGGCAAAAGAAAAAAAGCAAGAAGCCGAGAGAAUAGCAGAAGUAAAAAGAAAAGAGGAGGAGGAAUUUGCAGAGGCACAACUUCUUGAGACAAUCAAAAGAGAAAAGGAGGCAGAAGAAAAGAAACAAGAUGAUGAAAGAAUAACAAAGUUGGAACGACUUGAGGAACUCCAAAGAGAAAAGGAGGCCGAAGAAAAAAGGCUAGACGACGAGAGAAUAGCAGAGGAAAAAAGAAAAGAGGAGGAAUUUGCAGAGGAAAAACGACUGGCUAUCCAAAGAGAAAAGGAGGCAGAAGAAACGAGGCGAGAAGAAGAGAGGAUUCUAGAGGCAAAAAGAAAAGAGGAAGAAAGAAUAAAAGAAUUGGAACGGCUUGAGGAUCUCCAGAGAGAAAAGGAGGCAAAACAAAAAAGGCAAGAGGAAGAAAAAAUAGCAGAGGUGGAACGAUUUGAGGAACUCCAGAGAGAAAAGGAGGCAGAAGAAAAAAGAAAAGAGGAAAGAAUAGCAGAGGUGGAACGACUUGAGGAGCUCCAGAGAGAAAAAGUAGAACAAAAAAGGCAAGAGGAAGAAAGACUAAAAGAGUUGGAACGAUUUGAGGAACUCCGGAGAGAAAAGGAGGCUGAAGAAACAAGGCAAGAGAAAGAAAGAAUAGCAGAGGUGGAUCGAUUUGAGGAACUACAGAGAGAAAAGGAGGCAGAAAAAAAAAUGCACGAGGAAGAAAGAAUAGCAGAAGUGGAACGACUUGAGGAACUCCAGAGAGAAAAGGAGGUAGGACAAAAAAGGCAAGAGGAAGAAAGACUAAAAGAGUUGAAACGAUUUGAGGAACUCCGGAGAGAAAAGGAGGCUGAAGAAACAAGGCAAGAGGAAGAAAGAAUAGCAGGAGUGGAACGACUUGAGGAACUCCAAAGAGAAAAGGAGGCCGAAGAGAAAAGGCAAAAGGAAAAACGAAUAGCAGAAGUGGAACGACUUAAGGAACUCCAGAGAGAAAAGGAGGCUGAAGAAAAAAAACAAGAAGCCGAGAGAAUAGCAGAAGUAAAAAGAAAAGAGGAGGAGGAAUUUGCAGAGGCACAACUUCUUGAGACAAUCAAAAAAGAAAAGGAGGCAGAAGAAAAGAAACAAGAUUAUGAAAGAAUAACAAAGUUGGAACGACUUGAGGAACUCCAAAGAGAAAAGGAGGCCGAAGAAAAAAGGCUAGACGACGAGAGAAUAGCAGAGGAAAAAAGAAAAGAGGAGGAAUUUGCAGAGGAACAACGACUGGCUAUCCAAAGAGAAAAGGAGGCAGGAGAAACGAGGCGAGAAGAAGAGAGGAUUCUAGAGGCAAAAAGAAAAGAGGAAGAAAGAAUAAAAGAAUUGGAACGACUUGAGGAUCUCCAGAGAGAAAAGGAGGCAGAACAAAAAAGGCAAGAGGAAGAAAGAAUAGCAGAGGUGGAACGAUUGGAGGAACUCCAGAGAGAAAAGGAGGCAGAAGAAAAAAGAAAAGAGGAAAGAAUAGCAGAGGUGGAACGACUUGAGGAGCUCCAGAGAGAAAAGGAGGUAGAACAAAAAAGGCAAGAGGAAGAAAGACUAAAAGAGUUGGAACGAUUUGAGGAACUCCGGAGAGAAAAGGAGGCUGAAGAAACAAGGCAAGAGAAAGAAAGAAUAGCAGAGGUGGAUCGAUUUGAGGAACUACAGAGAGAAAAGGAGGCAGAAGAAAAAAUGCACGAGGAAGAAAGAAUGGCAGAAGUGGAACGACUUGUGGAACUCCAGAGAGAAAAGGAGGCAGAAGAAAAAAGAAAAGAGGAAGAAAGAAUAACAAAAGUGGAACGACUUGAGGAACUCCAGAGAGAAAAGGAGGUAGAACAAAAAAGGCAAGAGGAAGAAAGACUAAAAGAGUUGGAACGAUUUGAGGAACUCCGGAGAGAAAAGGAGGCUGAAGAAACAAGGCAAGAGGAAGAAAGAAUAGCAGGAGAGGAACGACUUGACGAACUCCAAAGAGAAAAGGAGGCCGAAGAAAAAAGGCUAGACGACGGGAGAAUAGCAGAGGAAAAAAGAAAAGAGGAGGAAUUUGCAGAGGAACAACGACUUGAGGCUAUCCAAAGAGAAAAGGAGGCAGAAGAAACGAGGCGAGAAGAAGAGAGGAUUCUAGAGGCAACAAGAAAAGAGGAAGAAAGAAUAAAAGAAUUGGAACGACUUGAGGAACUCCAGAGAGAAAAGGAGGCAGAAGAAAAAAGAAAAGAGGAAGAAAGAAUAGCAGAGGUGGAACGAUUUGAGGAACUCCAGAGAGAAAAGGAGGCAGAAGAUAAAAGGCAAGAGGAAAAAAGAAUAGCAGAAGUGGAACGACUUGAGGAACUCCAGAGAGAAAAGGAGGCUGAAGAAAAAAAACAAGAGGACGAGAGAAAAGCUGAGGCAAAAAGAAAAGAGGAAGAAAGAAUAGCAGAGGUAGAACGACUUGAAGAACUCCAGAGAGAAAAAGAGGCAGAAAAAAAGAAACAAGAGGAAGAAAGAAUAGCAGAGUUGGAACGACUUGAAACAAUCCAGAGGGAAAAGGAGGCAGAACAAAAAAGACAAGAAGACGAGAGAAUAGCAGAUGCAAAAAGAAAAGAGGAAGAAAAAAUAGUUGAGGUGGAACGACUUGAAACUAUCCAGAGGGAAAAGGAGGCAAAAGAAAAGAGGCAAGAGGACGAAAGAAUAGCAGAGGCAAAAAGAAAAGAGGAAGAAAGAAUAGCAGACGUAGAACGGAUUGAGGCUAUCCAAAGAGAAAAAGAGGCAGAAGAAAAGAGGCGAGAGGAAGAAAGAUUAGAAGAGGCAAAUCAAAUAAACGAGGAGAAAUUAGCUGAGACGCAACGACUUGCGACAAUUCAAAGGGAAAAGGAGGCAGAUGAAAAGAAACAGGAGGGAUAUAGAAUAUCAGAGGCAAAAAUAAAAGAGGAUGAGGAAUUGGCAGAGGCACAACGACUUGAAACAGUCCUAAGUGAAAAGGAGGCAGAAGUAAAGAGAGAAGAGGAAGAGAAAAUAGGAGAGUCAAAAAGAAAAGAGAAGGAGGAAUUUGCCACGGCACAACGACUUGAAACAAUACAACGGGAUAAGGAUGCAAAUGAAAAGAAACAAUGUAAAAGACAGCGGAAGAAAAGAAAUAAGAGAGAAAGAAUAGCAGAGGCAAAACGACAAGAGGAGGAGAAAUUUGCAGAGGCACAACGACUUGAAACAAUCCAGAGGGCAAAGGAAGCAGAAGAAAAGAAAAAAGAAGAUGAAAAGUUUACAGAGGCACUAUUACAUCAAAGUAUCCAAAAGGAGGCAGAAGAAAGGAAACAAAAGGACAAAGGAUUGGUUGAAGCAAUAUUACUUGAAACAAUCGAAAAGAAUGCAGAGGAAAAGCAAUUAGAGGACGAAGAAUUGGUUGAAGUAUUAAAACUUGAGACAAUCCAAGAGGAAGCUGAAGAUAAUAAAAAAGAAGAGGAGACGUUGGCAGAAGAACCACCAGUUGAGACAAAUCAAAAGGAGGCAGAAGAAAAGAAACAAAAAGAUGAAGACUUGGUUGAAGCAAUAUUACUUGAUACAGUCGAAAAAGAGGCAGAAGAAAAUCAAAACGAGGAGGAGAGAUUGGUAAAGACACUACUACUUGAGACAAUCCAAAAGGAGGUUGAAGAAAAGCAAAAAGAGGAGGAGAUAUUGGCAGAGGCACUACUACUUGAGACAAUCCAAAAGGAGGCAGAAGAAAAGCAAAAUGAGAAGGAAGAUUUGACUGAAGCAUUACUACAUGAAACAAUCGAAAGGGAAGUAGAAGAAAGGCAAAAAGAUGAGGAAGAUUUGGUUGAGGCAUUACUACUUGACAUAAUCCAAAAGGAGGCAGAAGAAAAGCAAAACGAAGAGGAGAGAUUGGUAGAGGCACUACUACUUGAGACAAUCCAAAAAGAGGCAGCAGAAAAGCAAAAUGAGAAGGAAGAUUUGACUGAAGCAUUACUACAUGAGACAAUCCAAAGGGAGGUAGAAGAAAAGCAAAAAGAUGAGGAAGAUUUGGUUGAGGCUUUACUACUUGAGAUAAUCCGAAAGGAGGCAGAAGAAAAGCAAAACGAGUGGGAGAGAUUGGUAGAGGCACUACUACUUGAGACAAUCCAAAAAGAGGCAGAAGAAAAGCAAAAAGAGGAAGAGAGAUUGGCAGAGGCAUUACUACUUAAAACAAUCCAAAAGGAGGCAGAAGAAAAGCAAAAAGAUGAGGAGGAUUUGGUUGAGGCACUACUACUUGAGACAAUCCAAAAGGAGGCAGAAGAGAAGCAAAACGAGGAGGAGAGAUUGGCAGAGGCGCUACUAAUUGAGAUAAUCCAAAAGGAGGCAGAAGAGAGGCAAAACGAGGAGGAGAGAUUGGCAGAGGCACUGCUACUUAAAACAAUCCAAAAGGAGGCAGAAGAAAAGGAAAAAGAUGAGGAGGGAUUGGUAAAGGCACUACUACUUGACACAAUCCAAAAGGAGGCAAAAGAAAAGCAAAAAGAGGAAGAGAGAUUGGCAGAGGCACUACUACUUAAAACAAUCCAAAAGGAGGCAGAAGAAAAGCAAAAAGAUGAGGAAGAUUUGGUUGAGGCACUACUACUUGAGACAAUCCAAAAGGAGGCAGAAGAAAAGCAAAACGAGGAAGAGAUAUUGGCGGAGGCACUGCUACUUGAGACAAUCCAAAAGGAGGCAGAAGAAAAGCAAAACGAGGAGGAGAGAUUAGCGGAGGUAUCACUACUUGAGACAAUCCAAAAGGAGGCAGAGACGAAAAGGGUGAAGGAAACAGGAGAAAAGGAGGCAGAAGAAAAAAGGCAAGAGGAAAAAAGUAUAGCAGAGGCGAAACUAAAAGAGGAGAAGGAAACGAAAAAAGAGGACGAAGAAAAAAGGCAAAAGGAAGAAAGAAUAGCAAAGGCACAAAUAAAAGAGGAGGAGGAAUUAGCAAAGACAUUACUACUUGAGACAAUCCAAAGGGAAAAAGAAGCAAAAGAAAACAAACAAGAGAAAGAGAGAAUAGCAGAGGCAAAACGAAAAGAGGAGGAGGAAAAAGAGGCAGAAGAAAAAAGACAAGAGAAAAAGAAAAUAGCAGAGGCCAAAAAAAAAGAGGAUGAGGAAUUGGCAAAGGCACUUCUACUUGAGGCAAUCCAAAGGGAAAUGGAGGCAGAAAAAAAGAAAAAAGAGGAAGAAAGAACGGCAGAAGCAAAAAGAAAAGAGGAAAAAGUAUUGGAAGAGGCUAAACGACUUGACGCAGUUCAAAGGGAAAAGGAUGCAAAAGAAAAAAGGAAAGAGAACGAGAUAAUAGCAGAGGCAAAAAGAAAAGAGGAGGAAGAAAAAGAGGAGGAGGAAAAAGAGGCAGUAGAAAAAUGGGAAGAGGAAGAAAGAAUAGCAGAUGCAAUUAGAAAAGAGGAGGAGGAAAAAGAGGCAAAAGAAAAGAGACGAGAGAAAGAGAGAAUAGCAAAUGCAAAAAGAAAAGAGGAGGAGGAAUUAGCAAAGACAUUACUACUUGAGGCAAUCCAAAGGGAACAAGAUGCAGAAGAAAAGAAACAAGAGCUAGAAAAAAUAGCAGAGUUGGAACGACUUGAAACAGUCCAGAGGGAAAAGGAGGCAGAAGAAAAAAGGGAAGAGGACGAGAGAAUAGCAAAGGCAAAAAGAAAAGAGGAGGAGAGAUUGGUUGGUUUAGCUAAACUUGCAGACAUCAAGGCUUCCAUACAGACAGCAAUAGCGGAAAAGGGCAUCGAGAAAUUGAAAAAGUCAAUCGCCGAUGUCGAGGAUAACAAUGUAUUGGACGACUUGACUGAUUUUUACAAAGAAGCCACCACCUUGCUUAAACGGCUUCAAAAAGAGGAAAUCAAGAAAAACAUCCAAGAACUUAAUCGACCCUUAAUCGCGGAACUAAAAAGUAUGUCCAGCCCUCCCCCCGAUGUUCAUAGAUCUAUGACAGCAGCAUUCCUGCUGAUGGGUGAGAAUCUGAAAGACCUCAAGACGUGGAACAACAUAGUGCUCCUCCUUAGUAAGAUGGGAAGAGAAUCCGUCAAAAGAAGAGUUAUGGAGCUAAAAAUUCAGGAUACGUCCUUAAAAAGUAUAUCAGAUUCCGUCAGUAUUCACAUUUGGUCCAUGUCAGUGAAUCCUACCUCUCUCCUAACAAUCCUAGUGGUGAUUGUGACCCUUUACAGUCCAGUCUCCAGUGUCAUAACUUGCACAAACUAUGUUAACGGGGUAGAGGAUACCAGAGAGUGUGCAUAUGCUUGUUGUUUGAGCGGUGGUAGCUACGCUAUAACCCUAACUGAAACAGAGGUCUGCUCCGACGAAAACCAGAAAUGUUACAAUGAUAAACUUACGAUUCCAACCAGCUGUCCAAUAAAGGUACACGAAGAGUUCGAAAUGUACGGGUGUGGUGUUUUGGAAAGUUGCUGCUAUCCACUGAACGAAACGGUACCUGAGUUUGAACACCAAGUUCCGAGAAAGAAUGCUGUGUGUACUUCUGAUGUUCCAGGCAACUGCAUAAAGUAUAACGGACAAGAUGGUUUUGACAUAUGGGGUCUUGAAGAUCUAAAAAAUUAUCAAGACGACUCUAGUUUAACUUCGAGAAAUGUGUACUGCUACGAGAACUGCAUGUCAGUCACUAGCUCUAGUGUUGUCGGCCUUGAAAUUGAAGACCUCGCCGACCUCAAUUGGCCAUCUUGCUCAAAAGAAACCGUCAGCUCAUGCUCAGCAACUACUGGAGACGUAUGCCUCUUUCUCGGCGUAAGCUCCAAAGCAGACAUCACCGUCCCAACACAAGACGGGUUCAUUACAACGCCAGGUGACAUGGACAUCAGAGUCCAUUACUGCGGCAAAUUAGACGAUGAUAUCAAACCGGAAAACAAGUGCAAUAUUGUCAAGGAACAGUUAAACGGCUUGGCUAAUGCACUUGCUGUUUCCAAGAUUGGUUUUGAAAAUAUCCAAACAGAUUGUGGUAAGUUGGGUAUGUGUGACGAUGAUUGUGUAUAUGAGGAGCACAAACCGAAGAAGAAAGGAGGAGUAGCAUGGUGGGCAAUAUUGUUGAUAAUUAUUCUGAUAGUCAUUAUUGUAGCAGUCAUUAUUCUUCUGUAUUGCAUGUUUUGUAAAAAGGAUUCGGUUCAUCCUAAAGACGACGAACCUGAAAUGUACUUGGAAGAUGUCGAAAACCCAACAAUUGUACGACUUAGAGAGAUUGAAAGAUACCUCGACGACGCCAUUGCGUCAAAAGAUAUGGCAGAUCUGAAGUUGACAAUUGAUAUCGUCGAGCAGGAAGGUUUCCAAGAGGAGCUCAGACAAAAGUACGAUACAGCUGUCAGGUUACUAGAGGAAUUGAUGGCAAGGGAUGCAGAAAUAAAAAGGAAAGAGCUUGAAGAAGAAGAAAGAAAGGCGGAUGAAGCAAAAAAAGCUCUAGAGGAGGCAGAAAAAGAGGUUUUGAGACGACAAAAGGCAGAAGAGGAGGCGGCUCUGAAAAGGGCUAUUGAGGCUCGAGAUGUUGCUAAGGUUAGGUGGGCGAGAAUAUGGCCCCGGUUGCAAAUACUUAGAGCUCUAAACGGGAUAAAUGCGGAGUUGGUAGCAAAAGCAAUGGAAGAAGCUAGAAAAGCAAGAGAAGAGGAAGAGAGGGCGAGAAGAUUUGAAGAGGAUCAAGCUAAAAAAGCAGCUUAUUGUAAACAGCUUUUAAAAGACGGUUUAGCAGCUGCUGACGAAGGAAAGUUGGAGAGAGCAAUUAAAACGACUGAUUUGACCGUAUUUCAGACCACAAUAAUGGAUACUGAUGAAGAAUUAAGAGAUCUUCACAAAAAAGCGAGUAACGAACUUGCUAGGCUGCGAAAUGAGAGAAUUCGAAAAGAAAAGGAGGCAGAAGAAAAAAAACGAGAGGAAGAGAGAAUAGCAGAGGCACAAAGAAAAGAAGACGAAAGAUUGGCAGAGGCACAACGACAAGUAGAAUUAAGAUUAAGAGAAGAAAAAAGAUUGGCUGGUUUAGCUAAACUUUCGGAGAUCAAGGCUGCCCUAGAGACAGCCAUAUCGGAAAAAGACAUCGAGAAAUUGAAAAAGUCAAUCGCCGAUGUCGAGGACAACAAUCUUGAGGACGACUUAGCCGAUCUUCACAAACAAGCCACCGCCAUGCUUGAACGGCUCCAAAAGAUUGAGAAAAUCAAAAAAAACAUCCAAGAACUAAAACGGCCUUUAAUCGCGGAACUAAAAAGUAUGUCCAGCCCUCCUGUCGACGUUCACCGAUCUAUGACCGCAGCAUUCAUACUGAUGGGCGAGAAUCGGGAGGACCUUAGAGAUUGGAACAACAUAGUGAUUCUCCUUGGUAAAACGGGACGAGAAUCUGUCAAAAGAAAAGUCCAGGGGUUAAAAGUCGAGGAUGUAACAGAGGAAAUGGCGGCUAAGGCAGAAAAACAAAUUCUAGGUUUAACUUCGGAUGAGGUGUAUGAAGCGAACCAAGCUGCAAGCUUGUUCUACGAUUGGGCUGAUAUGAUUUGUUUUGACAGAAAGCAAGAAAGCAAGUAGAUUGAUGGAACUCAAAGAUAGGACUCGAAAUUGAAUGUGGGAAUCAAACCUGUUUUUUAUUAAAUUUUUACACGCAACAUUUUGUAUCAUCAGACUGAUUCAUAUUCUGAUUUUUAGCAACAAUUAAAAUGGAAUACUGUGAUAAUAAACAAUCAAUAAAAGAUAUCAAUAAAAUAAUAAUUUAAUUCUCUAAAC